This is a messenger RNA of Medicago truncatula (barrel medic), 4558 nucleotides long. RefSeq lists its product as uncharacterized. Bases 32 to 2383 code for a protein of 783 amino acids. The transcript has a single exon. NCBI's taxonomy places the organism in Eukaryota, Viridiplantae, Streptophyta, Magnoliopsida, Fabales, Fabaceae. The record is from RefSeq and is a predicted model, not a curated record.
UAUCACAUAACAUUGGUGCUUUCAUUCUUCCAUGGCCGACAACACAAGAUUGAAGGAAUUGACCACCGAGUUACGUCGUCAAGCGGAAGCGCAAGAGAAAUCCAACGUCGAAAACAAAGCGAGAUUCGAUCGAUUGGAGGCGAUGCAGACAGCUUCAGAUCUGAGAUUCAACCAACUAUCUGCAACACUUGAGAGGUUUAUGCAGCAAGCACCACAACACAACGUCUCCCAUGGAAACACGAACUCAGGCUCAAGCUCUAGUGCGAUUUCUGCAACAGUCGUAAGUUCACAAUCAACAUUUGUGGGUCAUACUCAAUCAACAGUGGUGGGAAAGCAAUCGACGUCAAGUAUGAGCUCUCAACCGUUUCAGGUGCGUCAUAUUAAGCUGGAGUUUCCAAGAUUCAAUGGUAAGCAUGUCUUAGAUUGGAUUUUUAAAGCUGAGCAAUUUUUUGGUUACUAUAAUACUCCAGAUGCAGAGAGAUUAAUUAUUGCUUCAGUUCAUUUAGAACAAGAAGUAGUUCCUUGGUUUCAAAUGGUGAAUAGAUCUCGUCCAUUUCAGUCUUGGAAUGAUUUCACUAGGGCUCUUGAACUUGAUUUCGGUCCUUCUAUAUAUGAUUGUCCUAGAGCAUCUUUGUUCAAAUUGCAACAAAACAAAUCUGUUAACGAGUAUUAUAUGGAAUUUACAGCUCUCUCUAACCGUGUUUAUGGUCUCAGCAAUGAUGCUUUAAUUGAUUGUUUUGUUAGUGGACUAAAAGAUGAAUUACGCAGAGAUGUCAUGCUUCACACUCCUAUUUCUAUUGUUAAGGCUGUGUCAUUAGCAAAACUGUUUGAGGAGAAAAUUGCUGCUAACUCCAAUCCAAAACAACCACUAAAACCAUAUACACCAGCCCAACCUCACCAACAUCGAGCCCCCUUCAAUCCAACCAGAAACGAUCAAAAUCAAACUAUUGAAAAAGCCCCCAACCUACCCUUACUCCCUACACCACCAACGAGACCUAUGAGCCACCUUCAAAAGAACCCUGCAAUUAAGAGAAUUUCACCUGCAGAGAUGCAAUUGAGAAGAGAGAAGGGCCUAUGCUAUUUUUGCGAUGAUAAGUUUUCAUUUUCUCACAAGUGUCCUAACAAACAAUUGAUGCUACUUGAAUUAGAUGAUGACCCUGAUCCUCCUAAUACACCUAGCCAAACAGCAGUGACCAGUGACACAGAAAUACAAGAAGUAGCAGAGCACCAUUUAUCCCUUAAUGCUUUAAAGGGAGCAACAGGGAUGGGAGUAAUUCGAUUCAAGGGAUACAUUGGUCCUAUUAGUGUAUCUAUUUUACUUGAUGGAGGUAGUUCAGAGAGUUUCAUUCAACCUAGAAUUGUUCAUUGUCUCAAUUUACCUAUUGAACAUACUGACAAAUGUAAUGUCCUGGUUGGUAAUGGUCAACACAUGAAAGCAGAAGGUGUGGUUAGAAAGCUGUCAUUAAAAGUGCAGGACAUAGACAUCACAGUCCCUGCUUAUUUGCUACCUGUAGCAGGAUCUGAUGUGAUCCUAGGAGCUCCUUGGUUGGCUUCUUUAGGGCCUCAUGUAGCUGAUUAUUCUAUAUCCAAAUUGAAGUUUUAUAUGGAUGGCAAGUUUGUGACGUUGCAAGGGGAAAGUGACAACAAACCUGCAGUGUCCCAAUUGAAUCAUUUUAGAAGGCUACAACAUAUGAACGCAAUUUCUGAGUUAUUCACCAUACAAAAAAUUGAUCCUGCUGUUAUAGAAGAUAAUUGGGAAGGCAUGCCAGUGAAUAUUGAACCAGAAAUGGCCACCUUGUUGCAUACUUAUAGAGAGAUAUUUCAAAUACCCAAAGGAUUGCCUCCUAACAGAGAGUUGAGCCAUGAGAUUUUGUUGAAAGAAGGAGCACAACCAGUGAAGGUGAAGCCUUAUAGAUAUCCGCAUAGUCAAAAGGAACAAAUCGAAAAAAUGGUGCAGGAUAUGUUAGAGGAAGGAAUUAUUCAACCUAGUUUGAGUCCUUUUUCUUCACCAAUCAUUCUAGUAAAGAAGAAGGAUGGGACAUGGAGAUGUUGCACAGAUUAUAGAGCUUUGAACGCCAUAACAAUCAAGGACAGUUUUCCUAUGCCCACUGUGGAUGAACUACUUGAUGAAUUACAUGGUGCACAAUACUUUACAAAGCUUGAUUUGCGUUCGGGAUACCAUCAAAUUCUCCUCAAGCCUGAAGAUAGACAGAAAACAGCAUUCAGAACUCAUCAAGGUCACUAUGAGUGGCUGGUGAUGCCAUUUGGGCUCACAAGUGCCCCUGCUACAUUUCAAAGACUCAUGAAUCAAUUGUUUCAACCACUGUUGAGAAAAUGUGUUCUGGUUUUUUUCGAUGACAUUUUGGUUUACAGUCCAUCUUGAUAUUCUCACUUGAAACAUGUGGAAAUUGUAUUUCAGAUAUUAAGCCAAAAUGUGUUGUAUGCAAAGCUAUCUAAAUGCUCAUUUGGGAUAACCGAAGUUGAAUAUUUGGGCCAUGUAGUGUCUGGUUCUGGUGUGGCAAUGGACAAGACUAAAGUGAUAGCUGUGUUGGAAUGGCCUACUCCAACGAAUUUGAAACAAUUGAGGGGAUUCUUGGGACUCACUGGCUACUAUAGAAGAUUUAUCAGAUCUUACGCUACUAUAGCUGGUCCCUUAACAAAUUUGUUAAAAAAAGAUGCAUUUAAGUGGGAUGAAAAUACUGCCAAAGCUUUUGACACAUUAAAGCAAGCUAUUACUACAGCACCGGUGCUUGUGUUGCCUGAUUUCUCUCAACCCUUUGUGUUGGAAACAGAUGCCUCUGGUACAGGGGUAGGAGCUGUACUAAGUCAGGGAGGUCAUCCCAUAGCUUAUUUCUCCAAAAAAAUGGCACCUAGGAUGCAACUUCAGUCAGCUUACACCAGAGAAUUCUAUGCUAUCACCACUGCCUUAGCCAAGUUCAGACACUAUCUCCUUGGACAUAAAUUCAUACUGAGAACUGAUCAAAAAAGUUUGAAAAGCUUGUUGGAUCAAUCUCUCCAAACCCCUGAACAACAAGCUUGGCUUCACAAAUUCAUUGGAUUUGAUUUCCAAAUCGAAUAUAAACCAGGUAAGGACAAUCAAGCAGCCGAUGCUCUGUCAAGAGUAAUGUCUCUUUCAUGGUCUGCACCUGAACAUGAUUUUUUAGAGCAAUUGAAGAAAGAAAUUGUCAAUGACUCCCACUUGCAAACAAUAGUACAACAGUGCUUAGACAAUACUAUGGAUGACAUAAAUUAUAUGGUGAAAGAAGGGUUAUUGUACUGGAAGCAUAGGUUGGUAAUUCCUAUGGAGAGUAAUUUGAUUCAUCAGAUUCUCAAGGAAUACCAUGAUACACCAAUCGGAGGGCAUGCAGGGGUGACUAGAACCUUAGCAAGAGUUACUGCCCAAUUUUAUUGGCCAAAUAUGAGGCAGCAUAUACAGAAGUUUAUUGAAGCAUGUGUCACUUGUCAGCAGGCUAAAUCUGUUAAUACAACUUAUGCAGGGCUACUUCAACCAUUGCCUAUUCCGGAGCAGGUAUGUGAUGAUGUAACUAUGGAUUUUAUUACUGGAUUGCCACUAUCUUUUGGUUUUACUGUUAUUAUGGUCGUCGUAGAUAGGCUGAGUAAAUAUGCUCAUUUCAUGCCCUUGAAAGCCGAUUAUUCAAGUAGGACUGUUGCUGAGGCAUUUAUGAAUAAUGUAGUAAAAUUACACGGAAUGCCUAAGUCAAUUAUCUCUGAUAGAGACAAGGUAUUUACCAGCAAAUUCUGGCAGCAUUUGUUUCAAAUGCAAGGCACAACAUUGUCCAUGAGCACAGCUUAUCAUCCUCAAACGGAUGGACAAUCAGAAGCUGUUAAUAAAUGUCUCGAAAUGUACCUGAGAUGCUUCACAUUCAAGAAUCCUAAGACAUGGUUUAAGGCACUUACUUGGGCAGAACUAUGGUAUAACACUUCCUUACAUACUAGUUUAGGUAUGUUUCCAUUUAAGGCACUAUAUGGCAGGGAACCCCCUAUGUUAACACGUUAUAGUGUUAAUAAUUCUGAUCCCACAGAGGUACAACAACAGUUAAUGGACAGAGACAAGCUACUGGUUGAGUUAAAAGAAAAUUUACUGAGAGCACAACAGGUUAUGAAGAGCAAUGCUGACAAAAAGAGAAAAGAUGCGUCUUUUGAAGUAGGGGAUCAAGUGUUAGUGAAAUUACAACCAUACAGGCAGUCUUCUGUAGCAUUGAGAAAGAACAACAAACUAGGCAUGAGGUACUUUGGUCCAUUUACUGUGAUAGCCAAAGUAGGAGUAGUAGCUUAUAAGUUACAAUUGCCUGAGACAGCUCGUAUUCAUCCGGUCUUCCAUGUGUCCCAAUUGAAGAUCUUCAAGGGUCUCACUGCUGAGCCAUAUUUUCCUUUACCACUUACCACAAUGGAAGAAGGUCCUGUCAUACAGCCGGAAGUGAUAUUGAAAUGGAAGGAUAUGCAGAACAGUGAAGCUACUUGGGAAGACAAGCAAGAGAUGUUGGAUAGCUACCCCAAUCUCAAUCUUGAGGACAAGAUUGUUCUUGAAGGGGAGGGU